Messenger RNA from Talaromyces marneffei, 3000 nucleotides. RefSeq lists its product as uncharacterized. The record is from RefSeq and is a predicted model, not a curated record. Gene Ontology annotation, cellular component: vacuole. The coding region runs from base 1 to 3000 and encodes 999 amino acids. Lineage: Eukaryota; Fungi; Ascomycota; Eurotiomycetes; Eurotiales; Trichocomaceae. The transcript is spliced from 4 exons. Gene Ontology annotation, biological process: carbohydrate metabolic process. Gene Ontology annotation, molecular function: beta-galactosidase activity.
AUGUUCUUCUUUCGGUUUUUGACAACAGUCUUGCUGCUAUUUAAUGCCAAAUUGCUUGUAGCACAAUCAUCGAAUACCUCUUCGCCCGUGCAUUGGGAUAAGUAUAGUCUUUCGAUCAACGGCGAGAGGUUGUUUGUCUUUGCCGGGGAAUUCCAUUAUAUACGUCUGCCUGUCCCGGAACUGUGGCUUGAUGUUUUUCAAAAGUUGAAAGCAAAUGGCUUCAAUGCCAUCUCAGUAUACUUCUACUGGAACCACCACAGCGCUUCCGAGGGUGUCUACGACUUUGAGACGGGGGGACACAACGUUCAGCGCCUCUUCGACUACGCCAAACAAGCGGGCGUCUACAUCAUUGCCAGACCCGGACCAUAUGCCAACGGCGAACUUUCAGCAGGCGGAUAUGCUCUUUGGGCUGCUAACGGUCGUCUGGGUGGAGAGCGUACUCGCGACUCGCAAUACUACGAUCUAUGGUCACCAUGGAUGACCAAGAUAGGCAAGAUUAUUGCAGCCAACCAAAUCACCGAGGGCGGGCCUGUAAUUCUUGUUCAGCACGAGAACGAGCUUCAGGAGACAACGCAUAGGGCGAAUAACACUUUGGUGCUGUACAUGGAGCAGAUCACUCAGAUUCUUGAUGCUGCCGGUAUUGUGGUUCCAAGUACCCAUAACGAGAAAGGGAUGCGGUCUAUGAGUUGGUCAAUGGAUUACGAGGAUGUUGGCGGUGCAGUCAAUAUCUACGGUCUCGACAGUUAUCCAGGCGGACUGUCCUGCACAAACCCCAACGCAGGCUUUAAUCUCAUUCGGACGUAUUAUCAAUGGUUCCAGAAUUAUUCAUAUACUCAGCCCGAAUAUCUGGCCGAGUUUCAGGGAGGUUACUUUACGCCUUGGGGAGGCGUGUUCUAUGAUGAUUGCGCUUCAAUGCUUCAACCGGAGUAUGCAGAUGUGUUUUACAAGAAUAACAUUGGAAAUCGCGUCACUUUGCAGAGUCUGUAUAUGGCAUAUGGAGGCACGAAUUGGGGACAUAUUGCUGCACCGGUGGUGUACACGUCGUAUGAUUACAGUGCACCGUUGAGAGAGACUCGUGAAAUUCGCGAUAAAUUGAAGCAGACAAAGCUGCUGGGACUGUUUACACGGGUGUCUCCAGAUCUGCUGCAGACUGAAAUGGAAGGCAAUGGCACUAGUUAUACAACCGGCGCAAAUAUCUUUACCUGGGCGCUGAGGAACCCAGAGACGAAUGCUGGGUUUUAUGUGGUUGCCCAGGAUGAUAGUUCUUCGACAACGGAUGUUGUCUUUGAUCUUGAAGUUGAGACUUCUGCAGGCUCUGUGAACAUUACAAACAUUGGGCUAGAUGGUCGUCAAAGCAAAAUCAUCACCACUGACUACAAAGUCGGAGACACCACGCUGCUCUACUGCUCCGCAGAUAUCCUUACCUAUGCCACCCUAGACGUUGAUGUGCUUGCCCUGUACCUCAACAAAGGCCAAACCGGUACUUUUGUCCUAGCCAACGCAGCUUCUCACUUGAAAUACACUGUCUAUGGAAACUCAACCGUUACCAGCUCCAAUUCAAGCCAGGGAACAAUCUAUACAUACACGCAAGGACAGGGCAUAUCGGCUAUCAAGUUCUCUAAUAGAUUCUUGGUAUAUCUUCUUGACAAGUAUACUGCAUGGGACUUUUUUGCUCCUCCCUUGCAAUUGUCAGAUCCAAAUGUGAAGCCGAAUGAGCACAUAUUUGUGAUUGGGCCAUAUCUCGUGCGAGAAGCUACGAUCAAGGGCCGUACGCUGGAACUCACCGGCGACAAUCAGAAUACUACUUCUAUCGAAAUCUACCACGGCAACCCAUUCAUCACCUCCAUAACCUGGAACGGCAAACACCUCUCCACCAAACGCACAGCCUACGGCAGUCUAACAGCCACCAUCCCCGGCGCUGAAGCCAUUACCAUCACCCUACCAAAGCUCACUUCUUGGAAAUCGCACGACAUGAUCCCCGAAAUCGACCCGGAGUACGACGACUCCAACUGGGUUGUGUGCAACAAGACCACCAGUUUCAACGCCAUCGCGCCUUUGUCGCUUCCAGUCCUGUACUCUGGUGAUUAUGGGUAUCACGCGGGGCCCAAAAUCUAUCGUGGAAGGUUCGGAAGCACAAAUGCAACUGGCGUGACUGUCACGGCACAGAACGGGAACGCAGCUGGAUGGUCCGCAUGGUUGAACGGCAUAUACAUAGGCGGCGUAACAGGUGACCCCAGCAUCGAAGCAACCAGCGCAGUCCUCAAAUUCAAUUCUUCAACCACCCUCAAACAAGAAGGUAGCGAAAACGUGCUUACCGUCCUCGUCGACUAUACAGGCCACGACGAGGAUAACGUCAAACCGGCCAGAGCCCAGAACCCGCGCGGCUUGCUGGGUGUGAUUUUUGAAGGCUCGACGUCCACAAAUUUCACAUCUUGGAAACUCCAGGGAAAUGCCGGCGGAGAAAAAAACAUUGACGCUUUGCGUGGCCCCAUGAAUGAAGGCGGAUUCUACGGCGAGAGGUUAGGCUGGCAUUUACCUGGGUUUGAGCCCUCCACAAAAUCCGGAUGGGAUACAAGGGCCCCUUCUGAUGGUGUCGAUGGCGGUUCGCACAGAUUCUACAUCACCGAAUUCACACUGGACCUCGGCCCAAACAGUCACGCCCUCGACGUCCCCAUCGGCAUCCAUCUAAACGCCUCUUCAACCUCUGGGCCAGCGGUGGCAUACGUCUGGCUGAACGGGUACAAAUUCGCGCAUUACCUACCUCACAUCGGGCCUCAAACCGUGUUUCCGUUCCAGCCUGGUGUACUCAAUAUCCAGGGUAGCGAGGGACACAAGCGGAAGAAUACGCUAGCAGUGAGUCUGUGGGCGCUGACGGAUCAACCCGCGGCACUGGAUGUGGUGGAACUCGUGGCGUAUGGAAAGUACACGUCUUCGUUCGAUUUUGCGAGGGAUUGGAGUUAUUUGCAGCCUCGGUGGGUGGACAGGAGUAAAUAUGCUUGA